AUGGCGCUCUCCGUCCGCCGCCAACCACGGUACAAGUUCGCCGCGCCGGUGCUGUCGCCGAGCUGCCUCCAGAAGCUGUGCGUUCCGUUGGAGUUCGCGGCGCGGCUCGCGGCCGGCGCCGGGGACGUGCAGGAGGUGCACGUGGUGGACCUGCUCGGCAAGCCCCGGCGCGUGGAGCUGUGCAUGCGGCCGCGGCCGGACGGCGAGGUGGCGUGCUGGCUGGGCGCCGGCUGGCCGGAGAUCGUCAGGAAGAACGGCAUCGGCGAAGGGUGGUCCGUGGUGCUGCGGCGCGAGCGGCGCGGGAUGGCCACCCUGACCGCGUACGACCCGGCCUUUUGCGUCGCGCGCCUCUGCACUCCUCCCGCAGGCAGGUUCGUAGGUGUGACGUCCAAGACCAGGCCUCGGUUCAUCAAGUUGCUUCGACCAGAUGACUGGGAGAAGAUGACAAUCCCUGAUGAGUUUGUGCAGCAGCACUUGAUUGGGGCUGAGAGUUGCCCAAGCAGCCAAAAAGCCUUGAUCAUUGGCCCUACCGGCAAGUUAUGGCCAGUCGAGUUAGAUCAACGUCAAUCGGACGUGCUGUAUGGAGAAGUUUGGGUAGAGUUUCUGACGGCGCAUGAUCUCUCCGAAGGGAACAUCCUGCUGUUCCGGUAUGAAGUUAACAUGUCGUUUUCGGUUCAGGUGUUAAUGCCGAAUGGGUGUAUGAAGGAGUACCCUUACCUAGCUGAUGAGGCAGAUGGACCAAGCACUAUGCUCCCACAAAGUGACAAGCAGCUUGUAGCUGCAACUGUCAGCAAGAGAAGCUACAACAAGAGACAAGUGGUUUCUGCGAUUCCUGCAACGUUUCCUGCAAUGAAAGCUAAGAAGGUCCAGUCGCAGAGCAAACCUGCCGGUGUUGUGGGAAGGCACUCAUUCACGAAGCAGAUCACCAGCUAUUCACUUAAAAGCUUCUUUGCUGUGAAAUUGACCUUUUGCUCAUCAAUUGGUCUUCUAGAAGCAUGUACAAUCCAACUUAAAACAUCCAUGGAGGGGAGCGCAAGAUCUUGGCCAGUAGCUUUCAACAUCGCCAACACCUACGGCUUACUAACUGGGAAAGGCUGGAAAAGGUUUUGCCGAGACAACGAGUGCGAGCAAAACGUAGUCCCGGUAUUUUGCCUACCAAUGCCAGCGUCACUUGCCAAUGACAGUUCUUGUUCCGCGGGUUACAGCUCGGGCAAAGAGAUCAAUGCAAAUCUUGCCUGUAGACAAGCACCUGUCAAUUUGCUGAAAAAUGGAAAACCUUUAUUAGGUGAAAAGUCCAUUCCAUCGUACCCGUACUAUCAGAACAACCAGGAACCUGGUGUGCUUUCCCUGGAGGAAGGAGCUGGUACUUGCAAGGGUCCAAUGAAUUGUCACAAAUCAUUGGCUCGUUCUUAUCUAGGGAAAGGUACGUCUGCCAUGGGAGGAUUUGAUACCCCUCAAGUUGAUGACGGCUAG
Triticum dicoccoides is the source of this 1473-nucleotide messenger RNA. RefSeq names its product putative B3 domain-containing protein Os06g0632500. NCBI's taxonomy places the organism in Eukaryota, Viridiplantae, Streptophyta, Magnoliopsida, Poales, Poaceae. Gene Ontology annotation, molecular function: DNA binding. The transcript is spliced from 11 exons. The coding region runs from base 1 to 1473 and encodes 490 amino acids. The record is from RefSeq and is a predicted model, not a curated record.